AUGACUACUAAGAGUAACAUGGCUUCCAUCAGCAGCUCUGAUCUCAUCGAAACAAAGCUUGAAGAGCAUCAGCUGUGUGGAUCCAAGCAGUGCCCCAGCUGUGGACACAAGCUCGAAGGAAAGCCGGAUUGGUUAGGUCUACCGGCAGGAGUGAAAUUUGAUCCAACAGACCAAGAGCUGAUAGAACACCUUGAAGCAAAGGUAGAAGCCAGAGACAUGAGGUCUCACCCUUUGAUAGAUGAGUUCAUCCCUACAAUUGAAGGGGAAGAUGGGAUUUGUUAUACCCAUCCUGAGAAACUUCCAGGAGUAACAAGAGAUGGGUUAAGCAGGCAUUUCUUCCACAGACCUUCAAAAGCUUACACAACUGGAACAAGAAAAAGAAGGAAAAUUCAAACCGAAUGUGACUUGCAAGGUGGAGAAACAAGGUGGCACAAAACAGGCAAGACAAGGCCAGUCAUGGUGAAUGGCAACCAAAAAGGAUGCAAGAAAAUCCUAGUCCUUUACACCAAUUUCGGCAAAAAUCGAAGACCCGAAAAGACUAAUUGGGUCAUGCAUCAAUACCACCUUGGUCAGCAUGAAGAAGAGAAAGAAGGAGAGCUUGUGGUUUCUAAGAUAUUCUAUCAGACACAGCCAAGGCAAUGCAAUUACACUGAUAGAAGUGCAACCACUGGUGAAGGAAUCAGCGAACCUAAUAGCAGAAGGGACAGUGGUAGUGGGAGUUGUUCUUCUAAGGAAAUAAUUCCACAGAGAGAUGAAAUCUCAGGAACUGGGCCAGUUGCCGCGUCAAUAUCAAGUUAUACUCCCAUGGAUAUUCAACAAUUGAAAUCUGAUCAUUUUGGUUUUACUCCGUUCAGGAAGAGCUUCGAUGAGGUGGGGAUAGGAGAGGCUUCAGUAGCAAGGGAAGCCUCAGCAUCAGGCCCAUGCGAUGAGAUUCGGGAGCACCAUCAGAGGCCACAUCACAUGGCCCAUGAUCGCCAUCAACAACAACAGCAGCACCACCUCCACCAGCACCACAAUCACACGGCACAUCACCAGAUUGCGACUACGGCCUUCCACAUUAGCAGGCCUUCCCAUCCCAUCUCCAACAUCAUCUCUCCACCUCCCCUCCAUCACACUUCCAUCAUUCUUGAUGAUGACCCAUAUCAUGUAUCCAGAAUAAUGCUUCAAAACGAAAUCCAGCAACAGCAGCACCAACAGCAACAGCAGCACCAACAGCAGCAUCAUAAACUGGGAGGAAGGUCUGCAUCUGGUUUGGAGGAACUCAUAAUGGGUUGCACGUCAACUGAUGUAAAAGAAGAGUCAUCCAUUGCAAAUCCACAAGAGGCAGAGUGGUUGAAGUACUCUUCCUUCUGGCCAGACCCUGACAACCAAGAUCAUCAUGGGUAG
Molecule: messenger RNA, 1386 nt
Organism: Dovyalis caffra
Lineage: Eukaryota; Viridiplantae; Streptophyta; Magnoliopsida; Malpighiales; Salicaceae
Source: the annotation of a GenBank genome assembly